Pantherophis guttatus is the source of this 3595-nucleotide messenger RNA. The record is from RefSeq and is a predicted model, not a curated record. NCBI's taxonomy places the organism in Eukaryota, Metazoa, Chordata, Lepidosauria, Squamata, Colubridae.
GGGAGAUAAAAGGGGAAGGGGCUCCGGUAGGCCGGCGCGGGGAUGAGGGAGAAGAAGCCAAGGUGGCACCAAAAAAGAAAUUAAUGAAUCUAAACGUUCUAAACGUUCAGAUAAACGUUCAUGUUUAUCUGCCCUUGUACCUCUUAAGGAAGCGUUGAACCAAGAAAUUAGAUGUGUAUAACAUGAGCUUUAAGUUAAGAGAUAAACAGAAUGUAUGAGAAUUAGGUCAUGAAUCACAAUUUCUGUCCAAAAAUUAAGCUCUGCCCACAUAACAGUUCAUUUUCUGAAAAUGAUAUUUUCAGUUAGCCUCACAUGACUUUAAUUCAAUUUAUAAUACAGUAUUGUCCACUCUGGCAAAACUGCUUUUAAAAAGACUAUAUGGAAAUAAUCGGGUAUCUGUCGUUUUCAAAAAAAAAAAAAAGUUGAUACAAUUGAAUUUCUAUGUUACAUUUUUUAACUUCUGUAGCUUUAAGUAUCUAUCCAGAAAUACUUCAGGAGAAUAGGAAGCAUGUUUGCAUUGGGAAACAAUGUAUUUGCCUUCUUUAAUACUGCCUAGUAAUAAUGUAAUAUGUGAGAACGUUCCUUACUCAUAAUUCAUACAUUUGUUUUUAUGCUUUUACCAUAGAAUAGUAUUGUACUAUAUUUUUAGUGAUAAAGAUUAGGUAUCAGGUAACAUUCAUAGAUCGUGUGAAAAAUGAUCUAACGGACACAAUUUUAAUGCUGCCUUUUUACUGAUCUUAAACAGAUAAUGUGCUACGUAUUUUUGUAAAUGCUGAUGAUGUAUUAAGGGAAUCAUUUUCCUUCCUGGACUGAACAUGCCAAAAGAAUCAGAGACCCCACUCUCCUUGGCUGACUGCCAUUGUAAUAUUUGCAUGGAUAUUUUUGUGGAACCAGUCACACUGCCAUGCCACCAUACUCUUUGUAAUGCCUGUUUUCAACUUACUGUGGAAAAAGCAAGUUUGUGUUGCCCUUUUUGCCGUCGGCGUGUCUCAUCUUGGGCACGAUAUAAUUCUCGCAAUAACACUCUUAUUAACUUGGAGUUAUGGGAAAAAAUUAAGAAACAUUUUCCAGAAGAGUGCCAACGCAGAAUUAAUGGACAGGAUCUAGAAAAUUAUUUGCAUCUGCCUCAACCAAUACACUGUUUAAGUAAGCCUGGAGAAUUAAAGAAAGAAUAUGAAGCUGAGAUCACUAAGGUGGAAGCAGAACGCCAGGCUUUUGAGCAAGAAGAGAGCAGAGCAAGUGAAGAAUAUAUUCAAAGACUACUAGCAGAAGAGGAAGAAGAGCAAAAGUUAACAGAAGAAAGGAAAAAAAAGAUAGCAGACCAGUUGCUAUUAGAUGAAGUGUUGGCACGAGAACUGAGUUUAAAUUUGAACAGUUCUGCUGAAGAGUCUGUUAAAAGCAGUCCAGUGCCUGGCCCGUCCCCUUCUGAUUGCUGCAAAACUUCAAAAACCAAAUCAAGCAGUUAUGGAGACAUUAAGAAGUAUUUAUCUCCAAAGUCUUGUGGUUUCUUUCCUCCAAAGUUGCUAUUUGGAGAAUUAAAAGAAGAAAACAUUGACACUCUUUCUGAGGAAAGCAUUAGAGCUAAAACUCACUUUAUCUUGGAAGAUGAAGAAAUAAAAGAUGAUAUAACCAUGCAAUCUUCAGAGACAACCGGAGAAGGAAAAAUGACUAAAGAUUUUCCUUUAGAAUCAAUGGGUUCUUGUUUAAAUACAUCUGAGUUCAACUGUCAUGGCCCUGAAUUGUCAUCUUUUUCCAGGAGUCGGUUAAAUGAACCAAUAGAGGAACGCGUUACUAAGAGAGAGGACGAUGAAACUGAUUUUUUCUCAAUGAGUAGUGGCUCCAGUAACAAUGACUUUGGAAAUAAAAAUUUUACAGAAAGUACAUGCUUACUAAAACUUCACAAAAAUGACAGCACUGAAGAAAUCCUUAUUUCUUUGAAAUCUAGUAGUCAGUUGGACAGCAAAGAUAUAACCUGUGAAGAAACAAAGGUAAUGAGAAACUAUCCAAUUGAAGAUAAAAACCAGAGUUGCUCAUUGAUCACUAAAGAGAUUCCAAAGAGAAAAUCUCAAGAAUCUCCCACUGAAUGGACAGGGGAUUCAUAUUUGAAUGACAAAAGAAGAAGAACUUUUGUACAAACAGAAGAGAAAGAGUUAAACGAUAUACAAAAGCAGAUACAUAUGGAGGAGCAGCUUUAUAAACGAUAUAAACAGGAAGAAGAAGAUAGGUGUCUGGCUUUGAAAAUUCAGAAGGAAAUGGACAGAGAACAAAAAAUACUAAAUCGCAAAAAAGGCUCCCCUGAUGAGUAUCAUUUGCGCCCUACAACAUCUACGGCAGUUGGGAAAUCCCCAACUGUUGGGAAACAUUGCAAACUCUUAAAGGCUUCAAACAGACAGACAGAAAUAAAGCAACCCAAAACACACAGACGUUCCCACAGUGAGAAUGAGAGGACCUCUAGCAAACGCCAGACAAAACCAUCUGAAAAAAAUGGGAAUGUUCUGAAUUGUGUCCUCAACUCUGAUUUAAAGGAUGUAGAGUUGCUGCCAAUCAAACAAAGGACGAUUAUCCAGAUGUUUAAGAAAUCUGCAACAAAUUGACACAUUCACCAAAACCAUUGUAGAUUAACAGAAAAUUUUGAAAAAGAUAUUCUGAAAAACUGGCAAAUAUUUAUCUCUUCUGGUAUUAGCUGUUCCCAGAAUUAACAGUUAAUGUGUUGCUUGUUUCAGAAACAGCAUUUUUUCUGUGCCUUUUUCUUUGAAUUCUUGUGUCUGUUCUUUAAUACAUCUCUCAAUUUCUACUCUCAAUUUCAAGUUGAACUGAAUGAUAAUACUUGCUGAGUUGUCAUAACCAUGCCACUGUUAUCUGUGAACCUACAAGACGGUGGUAAAGGCCGUCUUUAAGACAGAUAUAGCCUAAGAUACAUUCUCAUUUUUCUCUUUGCUGGAAUUGUAUUUUUGCUUUAUGUGGUUUACAGGUUUCACCAGAAAACAAUCAAUUUUCAAUGGAUUCAUUUCGGAAUUUUAAAUUUGAUAUUUUGUAAAAGUAUAAGAGGCACCAAAGACAGUCAAUAGGAAAAUCACACUUAUUUUCAUUUGUAAGUAAUGUCUAAUAUAUAGAUUAUAUGUCAUUAAAAUUACAUAUAUAAUUACUAUUUCAUUACAGUUAUUUAAGCUGUAACAGUCAUAAUUAUUUCCUAAGCAUAGUUCUAAUAAAUACAUCCAACAGAGUUCACACUCUGAUAAGAGAGGAAGGUUAAUUUAGGGUCAUGAUUACAGCCUAUGUAAGGUUUAUAUAUAUGGCUAAAUAGAAUUGUUUUCCUCGUUCUUGAAAACUUUGGUAAGAUAUCUCAGCAUUCAAAACAUUUAGAAAGGGUAUAGCAGCAAAAAGAUGCAGGCUGAAGUACUGAUGUUUACUGUUGCAAUCAAUUGUGCCUUCCUUUAGAAAUCUCCAUCCCAUUUGUUUUUUGUUCAGCUUUAUAAAAAUGGUAAUUCUUGUAGCUGGGUUCAACAAAUUAAUCGGACAAAGAUAUAUAUUCUGAAGGAUUUACCUAAAAGUGACAAUACAAUAAGUGAAUAAAAUAAUUAUUUUUCAAACAUUA